Petromyzon marinus (sea lamprey) is the source of this 5714-nucleotide messenger RNA. NCBI's taxonomy places the organism in Eukaryota, Metazoa, Chordata, Hyperoartia, Petromyzontiformes, Petromyzontidae. The record is from RefSeq and is a predicted model, not a curated record.
AUGGAGCGAGUGCGGAGCGAGCCCCUGGCGCCGUGCGGGGCCCCGCCGGGCGGAGCGGCUGCGGCGCCGUCUCGGGCCGAGCGGCCCAGGGGUCGGCGCCACUCGGCCCACGUCGCCCGCUUCACCGGGGAGCCGGCGAGCCUCUGCGCCUUCGCCGUGCUGGGCACCGCUCGCCCCCCCAGCCUCUACGGCGAGCACCACCAACAGCAGCAGCACCACCAGCACCACCAGCAGCACCAGCAGCGGCGCAGCUACGGCAGCACCGGCAGCGGCUUGCCUUCGCCGGCUCUCGAGUGCGGCUACCCGAGCCCCACGCCCGCCGGGCACGAGUCCGAACCGGCACCGCCGCCGCCGCCUCCGCCGCCGCUUCUGGGCAGCCCCCGCGGCAGCGUCACCAGCAGCAGCGGUGGCUGCGGCGGCGGCGGCAGCAGCAGCAACCGCACCAGCGGCAUCAGCAUGGGCUACGACACACGCUUCCCAAGCGCGCGCUCCUCGCUCGCGAGCAGCGCCUGCUCGCAACUCGCGAGCCCUCGCUCCAGCUACACCGAGCAGCAGCAGCAGCAGCAGCAGCUGCAGCAGCAGCAGCAGCUGCAGCUCGUGCAGCAGGUGCAGCAGUUGCAGAGCCGCUACGGGGCCGGCCUGGACGCCGAGAUGACGCCGAGCCCGCGCGAGAGCGGCAGCUUCGCUCAGCCGCUGCACCAGCAGCUGCUCCUGCAGCAGAAGCACCAGCUGGUGCAGCAGCAGCAACAGCAGCAGCACCGCGGGACUCCUCCGCUGGCGCAGCAGCAGCAGCAGCAGCUUCAGCAUCACCAGCAUCAUCAACAGCAGCAGCAUCAGCAGCAUCACCAGCAUCAUCAUCACCAGCAUCAUCAUCAGCAGCAGCAGCAGGAGGAGCCGCCACCGCCGCUGCCAGCUAAGAGCUACGCACCGCGGGCAUGGGAUGCAGUAGCGGGGAGAGUGGCCCUGCCUCCUCCUCAACUUCACCACCCUCAAGCUCCCCACCCUCAAGCUCCCCACCCUCAAGCUCCCCACCCUCAAGCUCCCCACCCUCAACCUCACCACCCGGCCCCUCUGGGCACCGCCCGGCCACUGCAGCCGGUCCGCUCGGCCCCCAGCGCGGCCCAGACGUCCACGCGCCUGCCGUGCCUGGCGCUCGACACGGCCGCUGAGAGGCGAAGGCCGUCGAGGGCGCACGUGGAGGAGGAGGAGGGGAGGAGGAGGAGCGAUGAUGUAGACGCUCGAGGAGGUGGUGGUGGUGGAGGAGGUGGUGGUGGUGGUGGUGGGGGUUGCAGCAGCGCGGAGGUGAAGCUGGAGGCACUGACGCUGAGGUUGGAGCAGGAGCUGGAGACGCGGUGCAAGGCCGAGUACUUUGGCAUGUGCGUCAAGUGUAACGCGGGGGUGUACGGUGCGGGUCAAGCAUGCCAGGCCAUGGACGGACUCUACCACACCUCCUGCUUCACCUGCUUCUCGUGCGGACGUGCUCUGCGAGGGAAGGCGUUUUACAGCGUGCACGGCCGGGCGUACUGCGAGGAGGACUACCUGUACUCGGGCUUCCAGCAGUCGGCGGAGAAGUGCUUUGUGUGCGGACACCUCGUCAUGGAGAUGAUCCUACAGGCGCUGGGUCGGGCCUACCACCCGGGAUGUUUCCGCUGCGUCGUGUGCAACGAGUGCCUGGACGGCGUUCCCUUCACCGUCGACGUCGCCAACAAGAUCUACUGCGUGCGGGACUACCACCGGGCCUUCGCCCCUAAGUGUGCGGCCUGCGGCGGGCCCAUCCUCCCCGCUCAGGGCACGGAGGAGACGAUCCGGGUGGUGUCCAUGGACAGAGACUACCACGUGGAGUGCUACCACUGCGAGGACUGCGGGCUGCCACUCAACGACGGCUCCACCCGGCGCUGCUACCCCCUGGCGGGACACCUCCUGUGCCACCCGUGCCACGUGCGGCGCUUGCAGCAGCAGCAGCAGCUGGUGGUGGUGGUGCCGGGCACCGCCGACAGCACCGCACGGCUCGCGCCGAGACUCCACCUUCCCGCCACCGAGUUCUGAAGUCCCGCAGCGACCGUUCACGAAGAUCCACCACCCCCUACCCCACAACCCCCUACCCCACAACCCCUACCCCACCACCCCCUACCCCACCACCCCGGCCGCCGCCCGGCCGUGCAGAAUUGCAGAGCCACGAGCGCCGGUUUAGGCCACAACGGCUCGGUAUCAAACCCUGGCUGGAUGUCAGACCCUGGCUGGGUGUCGGACCCUGGCUGGGAAUCGAACCCCGUUUUGCUGGGUUUGUGUCGCUGUGCGUGUGAACCACUGCAUCACACUACUGCUGGCAGCGCACACACAGGCACGCGUAGAUAGACGCGCUCACUCGCAGCUACAACACAAAGACAAAGAUCCCCCGUGUAGUCUUAAACAGACAUAUUGGGUCCAAGUGCCUGUUAGCGAGCAGCAGCUAUUAAGGCCGGGCACGGCGCACAAGGGGAUGGUGUGGCCAGCACCACGUGCGCCCAGUGCGCCGACGUUUACACGCGACAGCGUCCGCUCAUUUAAAGGCCGAGUCGACCUAGGGGAGGCCCAGAACCGGUUCAGAUAAUCAUGACCGGUGUUGGCCGUCAGCGCGAAUCGAACUCCGGUUCGUAGCGCAGUGCGCUAACCGCUGCGCCACCGCUCCUUACACGCACAAAGCAAAGAUCGCCCGUAUAGCCUUAAUAGACCGUUGGGGGCAAGUGCUGUGAGCGAGCACACGCACACAAACACUCCUUCACGUUGGCCACCUCUUCUCCCCUACUUGCUGUCUGCCAAGUUGCUUACGCAGCUCCAGGCAAGAGCAAAUCCACGUAGCGAUGAACGUUCCUCGUACAUUCCGUAGAACCUUAUUGUUAUUAUAAUACGUGUAUAAUUAUUAUUAUCGUCGUCGUCGUCGUCGCUGUUGUAAUUAUUAUCAAGCCCGCGCGACGUGGCAGCACUAUCGUUGACAUGAAGCACUUAAUCCACCCCACCCACCCAUCCACCAUCAUCACCCCUCUCACCUCUCCCUCCUACGUCCUCACUCCGUCCUGUGACUCCCAUCUUCACCACGUGAGGGUGGGGGGGUUGAAUGGGGGGGGGGGGCGGCUGACGUUUGAUUUAAGUAACGGCGCAAAUUAUUUUUCUCGAAGUCCGAUUCUUACGCUCUCGAUAUGUGCACAGAAUUGUAGUUAGCGUCUCGGUGGCUAGGAGAUAUUAACUGCCUCGCCUGGUACGCAGGAGGUCGUGGGUUCGAUCCCGACCCUGACACCUGCUGUAUAUUUGGAGAUUCUCUCUUUCCCUGUGGUUAGCGUGGAUUUUUCUUCGGGUCCUCUGGUGUUUCCCUCCACAUUUAGAAUCAAUUUAUUUGGCCGGUAUAUAUUUUCACGUGAUGAUAACAAGCCACUUCGUUGAGCUAUCAUUUGGCUUCUGCAAAAGACCUAUGUGGCUCAGUGGGGUGUUACCUGUUAAAAUAAAAAAAAUGUAAUAGUUUAGAAUAGAUUCCCAUCCAUGAAAAUUAUACCACAGCCUCACGUUUACACCAAUUUUGCCACAGUUGAUACAUUUAUCGCAAAAAUUAUUCGCAGCGUCGACCCCCUGCCCCGCCCCCGUUGCUGCGAGCACCCAGUGCCGCACAGGGACAGCUGCCACCGGGGACGUCCCCGUUUCGUGGCUAGACCGCAGCAGGGCAUCGGAAUGGUCGGGGGUUUGAGGGAGGGACGAUGGAGUCGCGGAGGCGUCCAAGGAAGCGCCGCUGCUCCGUGUCGUCCCCUUUGACCCUUCGGACCGGGGCGAACUGACGCUCGCACAAAAUGGGACGGGACGAAAUGGGAAACGCUGACAAACGAGACGGUGAAAAGUGAACGCAAAAGAAUCGCUUCUUGAAUCAAAUGGCGCCUCCCCGCCCCGCCCCCAAAUUGUGACCGUUUAUCCCAGGUCUAGUAUUUUAUAUAUAUUUUUUUAUAUAUACACAAGGCUCUUAUUUGUAAUGGCACCUACUGAAGCAGAGCUGUUAAGGCGAGGGAACGCGAACAAAGGGGGGGGGGGGUUGCGGUCGGCGGGCAGAGCGCCCUUGCGUUGGCGCUGCCGUGCGGCGCUCUUUAACGAGCCGCUGCGUUGUGACGUCACGCGCAGGCUCGGCCAAUGAGCGCACGCGCAACCCCCCCCCCCCGCGAGCCCAGGCCAAUCGCCUUCUUCCAUUGGCUGGGUUGUGACUCGGCCCACCUAAAAACGACGCUCAUUCGGAGGCGGCUCCGCGAACCCGUUGGCUGCUGUUGUACGACGGUGCGCUCUGGGAUGCUGCUCACAGAGGGCCGUUCAAGAGACGACAAAACAAAUGCGCUCCGGAGCGCUGCGUGCUGCCCUUCGAACGCAGCCUGGGUAAGAUCGAAGGCCAUGGUAUGCGAAAGUGCAAUGUUAGCGCAAUGGCGGCAACAAUGGUUGCUGUGGCGAAUUUUGUUUUGUAAUUAACAUUUUUUUUUAAGUCUAAAGUUGCCCAAAUCUGGACCAAUGCGAUAGCUGCUGCCCACCCCCUCGAGUAGACAAAUGGGAAUGUCAGGUUCCAAUGUCACUGCGGUGGUGCCAAACCAUCGAUCGCACCAUCCAACAACUGCCCCCCCCGCCUCUGCGCGCCACCGCCUCACGGGCAACAUCACUGACGGCCCAACCAAACCACAAUAAAAGUUUUUUGGGUUAGAUGGAGUAAAUAUAAACGUGUUGCUAAACCCGCCACCACUCGACACAGCCAAUUAGCAAGGUUUGUCACGUAAACAAAACAUGCCAAUUCGUUUCUAGUAAAGCACACCGGUGUUUUGGAGGGGCAAAACCCACCUGUUCAAUUCGAGUACAACCACCGACAGAGGCUACUGAAGGGCUUCAUGACCUCGAAAUCCACACUUCAAACGAUGCCAGGUUUCACACUGGCACACGAAACGAGCAGCUUCCAAUCAGAACCACAGGUGGAGAGGUCACGUGACUGCCCAAAGGUAGUCGACCAACCGCCGCUCAAUACAGAGUUUGCAACAAAGCUGCUCAUUGGCCGCUCUGCAACGGAGGCCCUGUGUGAACCAACCUGGUCAAUACCGCGUGCAGGUGUAUUAACCGUGACCCCCACCGCACGCCCGUCCGCGUCACGUUGGACGUCAAAAGACGCCCGUGACGUUUCGAAAGAGAGGAGAUCACGUGUGCCCACAAUCGGGAUCCAAUUUUUGGAAGAAGAAGAAACAAAAAAUUGACCCGCAAAAUUAAUUCCGGUAGUAAAAAAAAAACGCAUCUUUACUCACCAAGUGAGACCCAGCAGCGCCUUCGUGAUUGCCUUGCGCCACGAGGAUGCUGCAAUCAACGGCAGACCGCGCUUGCGAUUCGACGUCGCAGCAUCAGCCGUUCCAACCCGGGUCGCCCCGCAGUAAAUGCGUUGCCGGUGACGGCGGGCGCCAGCCUUUGCCCGCCUUGGCGUGCGGGGGAGUGCGUGCGUGGCUGGGGCGCGUGAGCGCGCGGGUUUGCGCGUGCCAGCGAGCGAGAGCGAGAGAGAGUGAGAGAGGGACGCCGAGGGGGCCCAGCUGAGCGUGCUCGUCCACGGCUGGGUUUGCCGAACGCGUUCGCUGUGUUUACGGAGCCCGCCGCGCUCGGUCACGGAGAUGUAUCGCGCGACUGGUCGCGACCGAUCAUUGCAAACCAGUAAAGUAUUUAUCUGUUUGUUUUUUGGUACCUUG